Miscanthus lutarioriparius is the source of this 366-nucleotide messenger RNA. The record is from the annotation of a GenBank genome assembly. NCBI's taxonomy places the organism in Eukaryota, Viridiplantae, Streptophyta, Magnoliopsida, Poales, Poaceae.
AUGUCGUGCCUGAACGUGUUGACCAACGUGAACCUAGAGGGGGUGGACACCUCCGCCAUCCUCGCCGAAGCCUCCAAGUCCGUUGCCAACAUCAUCGGCAAGCCAGAGGCCUACGUGAUGGUUGUUCUCAAGGGUUCGGUGCCUAUGGCAUUUGGAGGUACCCAGGAGCCCGCAGCUUAUGGUGAGCUAGUUUCCAUUGGAGGCCUGAACCCUGAUGUGAAUAAGAAGCUGAGUGCUGGCAUUGCUUCUAUCCUGGAGUCAAAGCUGUCCAUACCCAAGUCGCACUUCUACCUCAAGUUCUAUGACUCAAAGGCCCAUCCGGCACAAGAACAUGCUCAAUGUUUGCAUGCUUUGCAUCAAGAAUAG